AUGAUGAGAUCAGUACUUAUUAAACAGUUUGGACCAGUGGAGAACUUGAUAUUGGGAACAACAGCAUUGCCCGUGCCAAAGAAUAAUGAAUUGCUUGUACGUGUCAAGGCAUUCGGUUUGAACAGAGCUGAUAUAUUGCAGAGACUAGGUCGUUAUAAUCCACCGGCAGGAGAGAGCGAGAUCCUUGGUCUGGAGAUGGCCGGUGUCGUCGAGAAGAUUGGCGAAGGACAUUCUGGUCGCUUCAAGGUCGGCGACCGUGUGUACGGACUGGUGGGCGGUGGCGCCUACGGCCAGUUCUGCACCAUCCAUUCCUCGAACGCCCUGCACAUCCCCGCACACCUGGACUUUGUCAACGCCAGCGCGCUGCCAGAGGCUUGGCUCACCGCCUUCCAAGCGAUGUAUCUCGUCGGCAACUUCAAGCGUGGCCUCACCGUUCUGAUCCAUGCAGCGGCGAGCGGCGUCGGCACGGCACUCAUUCAGCUAGCCAAGGUUGGUGGAGCAUCAAAGAUCAUCGGCACGGUUGGAUCUGAGGACAAGGCCAAGUUUGUUCGUGACCUUGGCUGCACGCAUACAAUCAACUACAAGGAGACACCUUCUUUCGCGACCGAGAUUGAGACCAUCACCGAGAAGAAGGGCGUGGAUAUGGUGUUUGACUAUGUCGGCGCCAACUAUUGGAAUGACAAUCUCAAGUCGCUGGCGAUGGACGGCACAAUGGUCAUCCAGGGCACGAUGUCUGGCGCCGUCGUCAAGGAGAACGCCAACAUCGGAACGAUCCUUCAGAAGAGACUGGUGAUCAGAGGAUCAACUCUCAGGUCCAGAUCACUCGAGUACAAGGCAGACCUGAUUGAGCAGUUUGACAAAGCAUGCUCGCCACACUUUGACAAUGGUACCCUAAAGGCUGUCGUCGACUCUGUCUACACGGUCGACCAGAUCAAAGAGGCAACAUCACACAUGGAGGCCAAUGCCAACAUGGGAAAGAUCAUUGUCAAGGGAUUCGAGGAG
This is a messenger RNA of Acytostelium subglobosum LB1, 1002 nucleotides long. RefSeq lists its product as hypothetical. Gene Ontology annotation, molecular function: oxidoreductase activity. The record is from RefSeq and is a predicted model, not a curated record. NCBI's taxonomy places the organism in Eukaryota, Evosea, Eumycetozoa, Acytosteliales, Acytosteliaceae. The annotation marks the transcript as partial. The transcript has a single exon.